CCACGACGCCACCGACGCGUAACCCCCGCGCCAAAAUCUCUCUCUCUCUCUCUGUCUCAUAUCCGCUCGCGACAAUUCGAAGCAAAUCAUCACCGAAAGCCUCCGAAAUCCUCGCUCAAUGCGGUGCUCGAUCCAACUCAUAAUUGCAGAUCCAUGGACGCCGUCUCGAUCCGAGUCCCCUACCACCAUCUCGAGAGGGGAUCGGAGCUCGAGCUCGUCGACAUAGACGGCCGAGGCGAGUCGACGAGCAUCCCGAUCUCAUCGCCGUCGUAUGAUUCUCCGGGGUCGAAGAAUCGGCGGGAGGAGAAAGGAUCCGGCUUGAGGACGCUGGUGAUGAGUUGUAUGGUUGGCGCUGGGGUUCAGUUUGGAUGGGCGCUGCAGCUGUCGCUUUUGACUCCCUACGUUCAGACACUAGGAAUCCAGCAUGCCUUUUCUUCAUUCAUUUGGCUUUGCGGACCUAUCACCGGAUUGAUAGUUCAACCUUGUGUUGGUAUUUGGAGCGAUAAAUGUCGUUUGAAACUAGGAAGGAGACGGCCAUUUAUUUUAGCAGGAUGCGUUAUGAUUUCUUUUGCUGUCACAUUAAUUGGUUUUUCUGCUGACGUUGGAUACAUUUUAGGAGAUACCAAUGAAGAUUGCAAGAUUUAUAAAGGUCCCAGAUUGCGAGCAACCAUUAUUUUUGUUAUGGGAUUUUGGAUGCUGGAUCUUGCUAACAAUACAGUGCAAGGUCCAGCUCGAGCUCUUUUGGCUGAUCUCUCAGGCCCUGAUCAGUGUAAUUCUGCAAAUGCAAUAUUUUGCUCGUGGAUGGCUGUUGGAAAUAUCCUAGGAUAUUCUGCUGGUGCUAGUGGUCAGUGGACUAGGUGGUUCCCUUUUCUGAAAACUAAAGCUUGCUGUGAAGCAUGCGCUAAUUUGAAAGCAGCAUUUCUAGUUGCUGUGGCUUUCCUUUUGUCAUGUAUGUCUGUGACACUAUAUUUUGCCAAAGAAGUUCCACUAGAAGCAAAGUCUGUGCAACACUUGUCUGAUUCUGCACCCUUGCUGAAAGACUCUCAGCAUCAUAGCCAUGGGUCGUCAUGGACAACCCCUGGGAAACAAGAGAAUGGUCAUGACUCUGAAUACGUAGUGGCUGCCAAAACUAAUUCCAAUGGUCAUUCAAAUUUUGACUUGAACAGUAAACACGAUAAAGCUGAUGCCAUUAAUGCUGGACCAUCAGCUGUUCUCGUUAACCUCUUAACUAGCUUAAGGCAUUUGCCACCUGGCAUGCACUCGGUGCUUCUAGUGAUGGCUCUUACUUGGACAUCAUGGUUUCCCUUCUUCCUCUUUGACACUGAUUGGAUGGGGCGAGAAGUGUAUCAUGGGAAUCCGAAUGGGAACACAAAUGAAAUUUUCAUGUAUCAAAACGGUGUCAGAGAAGGUGCAUUUGGUUUGCUGUUGAAUUCAGUCGUUCUAGGGAUUAGCUCUUUUCUUAUUGAUCCAAUGUGCCGGAAAAUGGGUUCAAAAAUAGUAUGGGCAAUGAGCAAUUUUAUUGUGUUUAUUUGCAUGGCAGCAACAACAAUUAUAAGUUUUGUGUCCCUCAGUGAUUACUCCAAUGGAAUUCAGCAUGUGCUUGGAGCUAACAACGCAAUUAAGAUAGCAACCUUGGUUAUUUUUUCUCUUCUUGGAUUUCCUUUAGCGGUAAGCACUGAUUCUCAUAAUACAUUGGUUUUUGUUCUUUCCGACUCAAUACAAUCAUCAUCUUACUUCCACUUAUUGCAGAUUACAUACAGCGUCCCAUUUUCUGUGACUGCAGAGUUGACUGCUGGUACAGGAGGCGGACAAGGAUUGGCUACUGGGGUAUUAAAUCUCGCAAUUGUCAUACCUCAGAUGCUUGUUUCCCUCGGUGCAGGCCCCUGGGACGCUCUAUUUGGAGGAGGAAACAUCCCUGCAUUUUUCCUAGCCGCGGCCUUUUCCUUAGCAGGUGGAAUUAUUGCAAUCCUGAAGCUACCUAAACUUUCCAAUUCCUAUACCUCCAGUGGGUUCCAUGGAUUUGGUUGAAUUGGCUUAUUUAUCAUCAACAGUAAUCUUCGUUCCCUUUUCGAUCCUCCUUUUCUUCUGCUUCGUUCACUUUCAUUCAUAUCAAUUCAUUUCCCCCGCUUUUCUCAUUAAUUCCAUUUUCAAUUUAAGAUGAUUUAUAUAGGUAAAUACAUGUACUCUUAAUACUGUAAAAUUUACAUGAGCAAAUACCAGAGGUUUGUGUAUUAGCAGAUUGAUCAUAACUUGCAUAUA
This is a messenger RNA of Asparagus officinalis (garden asparagus), 2259 nucleotides long. RefSeq names its product sucrose transport protein SUT4-like. Lineage: Eukaryota; Viridiplantae; Streptophyta; Magnoliopsida; Asparagales; Asparagaceae. Bases 154 to 2028 code for a protein of 624 amino acids. The record is from RefSeq and is a predicted model, not a curated record. Gene Ontology annotation, cellular component: membrane. Gene Ontology annotation, molecular function: sucrose:proton symporter activity. The transcript is spliced from 13 exons.